AUCUGCGGCGCGAGGCGCUAGAAGUCGUUUCUUCGGUAACGCGAUGUACCCGCAACUCGGUUAAUUAGUGUGCAGUUUUGUGAUUUGAUUAACUGGUGGCGAUCGACAUUUUUUUUAGUGCGGUGCGGUCCGAUAUUGGAAUGUGUCAGUGGAUUUAUUCGGCUAACUGAGGUGGAAGAAUUCUAAGUCUCAGUCCGUGCACCAAGAAAUCGGAAUAAAUAAUAGAAAAGACAUGCCAUCGAUUGAAGCACUGCAAAGACAUCAUUCGGAUGCCCCGGCCAAUAACACAACCCUGGCCCUUCAUUAUGCGGCUGCAAGAGGUUGUCUGGAUUGUGUUAGACUUCUGGUGGACACCAGCUCCGAUUUGAGUGCCAACACGCAAAUGGAUAAUGACGUGACUCCAGUCUAUUUGGCUGCACAAGAAGGACACUUGGACGUCCUCAAGUUCCUCGUCCUGGAAGCUGGAGGAUCGCUCUAUGUCCGUGCCAAAGAUGGAAUGGCACCGAUCCACGCCGCUAGUCAAAUGGGAUGCCUCAAUUGCGUUAAAUGGAUGGUUCAGGAUCAAGGAGUCGAUCCAAAUUUAAGAGACGGCGACGGAGCAACGCCACUGCACUUCGCAUCGUCUAGAGGCCACUUGGAUACUGUAAAAUGGCUGCUCAAACAUGGAGCAAGGCUAUCUUUGGAUAAAUACGGGAAGAGUCCCAUAAACGAUGCUGCCGAAAAUCAACAAGUCGAGUGUUUAAAUGUGUUGGUUCAACAUGGAACCACUCAGGAGUCGGAAAAUCUUAGUUCACACAUGUGUUCAUGUUCCAGAAAGGAACACCGAGUCAAAAGGGGUGACAGCACUGCAAGUGACUGCUCAGGUUGCAAACCAACAAGACAAGGUAAUUUAAUAAACUCGGAACCAUUUUACCUUCAUCCACCUUUGGAAUCCAGAACCAUAGAAGCCCCACAUGCUCCAGAAAAUGGACUCUACAUCAAUCCAAUGAAUACCCAAAGACAGGGCACGUCUAGCAGUUCUGAAAGUGGUGGAAGCAUCAAUGGAGAGUCAUUCUACUUGCAUAAUCCUCAAGAAGUCAUUUACAAUCGUGUAAAAGAUUUAUUCGAGUCUAAUACAACACAAAGAACUAAUGGACUCUCGGCCCUAACAGUCAAAGUAGAAGUUCACUCCAGCAGUUCUGGAGCGGGGUCUGACGAGAACCUAUCUUCUUCCGACUUGUCCGAGAGAUCUGGUGACCAUGACCAUGAUUACGAAGAUAUUUAUUUGGUCAGAGAAGAAAAUCUGAAGAAAAACACUUCCUCCGUCGACAGAAAUAAUAAUUCCAUAAACCACAAUAACUUGAGGUCCAGAUCCAGAGAUUCAGGUUCCCACAGUCGUUCUGGUUCUGCUAGUUCGACCAAUUCAAGUUGCAAUGUAAUCGUAAAAUUCACUCCACAAGGCAAUGGAAAAGAAAAAGGUAGCACUUACAAGUCCAACGAGUUCUUACCCAAACCUCAGAAAUACGAGAAGUUCGAGAAGAAGAAAGAUUAUCAUCAGGAUCGUACUUUGUCAUCAUCCCCAUCCGUCCUGAGCUCCGAAGAUGAACAAGAAAAGACAAAACUCAGCGUUUCCCACUCCGUUCCAAUCCGCAAUAACGGAAACGUUCCAUCAUCACGUGCUUUAAAAAGAGUCACUUCUGUGCCGGCAGAUAUAAAUCCGCCGCCCCCUCCACCGCCACCGCCGCUAUCCACGAUGCCGAGAAUGUCGCACAAUGAGGACGACGAACCGAGAGGUGCAGAAAUCGUGGAAGUCGUCGAAGAACCUACUUUGAGGCCUUCCGAUAUUGUCAAGGGCAUGUGCAGAAGCAUGAGCGCUUUAACUUCCAAAAGACUUAACUCCUCGUGUUCGGACUUGACAAUCAUUAGCAUAGAAACAAACGGCGACGAAAGCGACAAACACUCCCCCAAUUUGGUCAACAAACAACGCGUUCUUCCCUUCAUACCACCAAGUUUUAAGGGCAACGCGGAUUCUAACAACCUCAUCAAACCGUCGGAGUAUUUGAGAAGCAUUAGUUCGGAUAGAACCGUGUCGGUAAGAAGUACUUCGGAAAGCGAGGCUUCCUCUACCAUGGUGUGUAAUGGUACCGAAACCAAAAUUAUUAAUAUUGUCAACGGACCUCCACCGCCGCCACUUCCAAACAACUUGCACAUAUCUUCUGACUAUUUGUCAUCCAACGAACCACAGAAGUUCGCGUUGCCGGAAAUCACAACCGACACAGUUAAGAAACAGAUGCAGCCGCUGUCUGCCAUCAGUAUUCAAGACUUAAACUCGGUCCAAUUGAGGAAAACCAACGGGGAGAAGAUGUUGACCAAGACAUUGUCCGCACCCACUCGUUCGAUGAGUUUGCAAUGUCUGCAAACUGCUAUGGAGCCCUUCUUGGCACAAAAAACCGAUUUGAUCGCCGAACUGAAGAUGUCUAAGGAUAUUACCGGGAUUAAAAAGAUGAAGAUUGAAAGGGCCAAGUCGGAAAUCAACAAAGAGAAGGAAAUGUACACAGAGAUUAGCAGGCAAUUUACUACCACCAAAUUCGUUGAAAAGAUUCCUGACAAAGACAAUUCAGGAAAUAUAAUCCCUGCUUGGAAACGCCAGAUGUUGGCAAAAAAGGCAGCUGAAAGAGCCAGAAAAGAGCUUGAAGAACAGAUGCAAAAAGAGGCGGAAGAAAAACGUUUGCAGGCCAUACCACAGUGGAAGAGACAGUUAAUAGCUAAAAAAGAGGAAGCAGAGCAAAAAAUAAGCUCUCCUGAUUUUAGAUCCACUAUCUAUACGCCCAAAGUUGUGGACGAUCCCAAAGCCGUCAAGGUAAUGGAGGAAGCUAAUAAACAAAGCUUUACUACUUUGGACGACAACAAUAAUGAACAUACUAUAAAUAAUGAUGAAAAUCAGGAUCCGGAAAUCGAAAACUCGGAUGAAGAGGAAGAAAAGCCGAACAUAAUUCCUUGGCGAGCACAGCUUAGAAAAACUAACAGUAAAUUGAAUUUGUUGGAAUGAUGAAUAAAUUUCAUUCUAGCAAUGUAAAAAUGUAAAUUAUUCAAUAAUUUAUAUGUAUUUUAUAUGAAAGGCUUUGCUCCACCAACUUUAAAUUAUGUACAUAGACAAUAGGUGCAAUAUUAGAUAGAAACGUGUAUAUGAUUCUAAUAGUCCUAAUCAUUUCCUAUUCAUACACAUUUAAAUCAAUACUUGGUAAUAUAGGCCAAAGGGUAGUUAAGUAAUGCUUCAUAUAUAUCCAUAGCUUCAAAUUCAUUUGCUUUGCUUUAUAAAUUUUAUUUUGAUGCAACAACAUAAAAUCAGUCUAAUUUAUUUUAUUCCCAGAUUUUUUUGCACUCACUAGUCACCAAUUCACCUUGUUAUAAUUUGUUAUAUAAUCAAACACAAUAACGUUUAAUUUUUAUGCAAGCAGAUAAUAAAUUGCAUUAAAUUGUGUAUAAUUAGCGGUAAGAUCUGGAAAUAAACAUGCUGACCUACAUUAAAAUUAACAGAUGAAUGGAGUUGAAUUUACACACUAACAUUAAUUAUGGUUAAUAAUUUUUAAGUUAGGUAAAAUAUUUAUUGUUAUAAGAAUAAAAUGCAGUUUCUAAUAGAAACUUAUAGGCAUAUUUCAAUUUUUAUUAGAAUUGUUGCGUGUUUCGUUCGGCAAUAAUUAAGGUUAAUCACAAUAUUAUAGGUAAUAUUUUCCCGAUUGUACUGUAAAUUUCAUUUAUUUAUCUGACAUAGUUAAUCAUUAAGCAUUAGAAGCAUUAAACAAUUCAAAUAAAAAUUGGAUUUUAUUCAAGUCAAGUGUUGUGAUUUUUUAUAGAAUGUAUAUCUAUCAGAUAAUAUAAACUGUAUGUAAAUCAUAUUAAAGUGCAAUUUUUAUUUAUGCUGCAAUUAUUUUCCUUUAUAGUUUAUUUAAUUCUUGCCAAUUUCCUAGGGCAGUUGAAUUCUUAAACUUAUAAUAGUUAUGUUUAUUGGAUUAUUCUUAAUGAUUUUAUGUUCACUGUUAGUAAUAAGUAAAUCUAUAAAAAUGAAAGACGUUUAUUUCAUUACCCAUCCUCAAAUAAUGCGAGACUGUGACGAACUAAUCGAUACUUUAAUAUUCUCAAUC
This is a messenger RNA of Aethina tumida (small hive beetle), 4121 nucleotides long. RefSeq names its product espin (gene f). The record is from RefSeq and is a predicted model, not a curated record. Gene Ontology annotation, biological process: actin filament bundle assembly. Gene Ontology annotation, cellular component: cytoplasm. The coding region runs from base 233 to 3028 and encodes 931 amino acids. Gene Ontology annotation, molecular function: actin filament binding. Lineage: Eukaryota; Metazoa; Arthropoda; Insecta; Coleoptera; Nitidulidae. The transcript is spliced from 13 exons.